CCCGCUGGGACUUUAACAAUAAAAGUACAACUCUAGCUUGACUACGGAUUAUUUAAACCACAGACACAACAACUGACACCUCAUUUUCAUUUGAUGCUUUAUGUAUAUAUAUAUAUUUUGUAUUAUAGCUGUAUUUGUUUUCUUCCGUAGAGAGAACAACAUGCAUUACUGCGUCGCAGGAGGAUGAAUCUCAUGAGGGUGAAUGGUUAAUGGAUUUUUUCACCGAGUACACCCGAACGCACCUCGCUGGGACAAUUGUUUGGGCGGGAUAUAUGAAUUAUUGCCAACUCCCCACAAAAGAUGCUAGCUGUGAGUCAAAUUAAAGAGUUGAAACAAUGAAUCACACGGUGAACAUCAAAGAAUUGAUGAGCAAGCAACCAACAAUAAGCAGAAAUGCAUCUUCGUGUGGAAGCACCAAUUUCACAGAUUCUCAGUUUUUCUUUGGCUCUCAGUUUUGGCGAGACAAUUCCCAAGGCUUGUCUCAAGAAAUGAGUUUGUCCUCCAGGAACUCCCAACAAAGUUCACAAGAAGGAAGUGACCCAAAGAGUGUGACCAGUUAUAUUUCCAAACCUCUCCUAUUUGGAGACCCAAAGGACAAACACCAAGUGUUUGGACUUCUUGAUAAGUUUGAGGAGGAGAAGAAACAAGCUAAAGAAAAAGAUGACAGUAAUAUUCUUCUAAAAGAAUGUCUUCACAUUCGAGAAACACUCAACAAAAUCCAGCAACUAGUUGUUGGCAUUGAAGAAAAAUCAUCUGAAUGCCAAACGGUCCUCCAAAAGUUAAACACUCUGUCCUCAACAUUGCAAAAUAUAAGCAGCAUCCAGAGCGACAUUUCGCAACAGUUUGAGGCAUUGUUGAACAUAGUGAACUCUCAGAAGGAGAUGAUGACAGAACUAGGAGAGCGAGUGCAAAAGAAUGAAGUCGCCAGCAUAGAACGUGGAUCAAAUAUGCAAAGUGAUGUAGAGCAUUUGAGGAAGGAGUCGGAAAAAGCCAGUGUGAAUCAUGAAAGCAUGCUUGAGGAGGCCCUGCGUCUGCUCAAUGCAUUAGUUUCUGAGCAUUCAGCCAAGCUCUGUCCUGGAAAAGUGACUGACACAGCUAUGCAGACGUCACCAGGACAGGACGAAGGGGUCCAACUGACACCUAAUUCCCUUCCGUUGCACAACCAAGUUCCCGCUGUGGAUUUGGGAAUAAGGAAAUCCAGGUCAAGAGUUUUCCGAAGGCACAAAAAGAGACCUCUGGUGCUCCCCCAGAAAUCCAAUCUCACUGUCUCUGAUGAAAACAUUCAACCUCUCACCAACUGUAGAAAACAACAAAAUCCAUCGAAGCCUCUCUGUGACUCCUCUGUUGUGAACGAGGUAAGCAGUGGCAGUUUAUUUCAACCAAACACAGGUGCCAGAUCAACUGAAGCUGCUAGAUGUUUCAUCACACCUCUCAGCUGCUGGUCUCAGGAGAGUACCAGCUCUGACAGCGUCGAAGUAGUCAAUCCUAUCUUAAAGAAGGUGAUUACUGAGUCCAAUGCAGGAACCGCCAUGACUACUGAUGCUCUUUGGCAAUUGUUUGACAUGGGUUAUGACUAAGAACGUUUUUUUAAUAUAUAUAUAUAACAUGAUACAAAAGCUUGUAUUUUACCUCAUUGUAUUGGAGUUAUUAAGUUUAAGAAUAAUGUUGGUUGAAGAGGAAGCAAUGCAUGCAAGACAGAACUCUUGACAAACUGCUCCAGUUCAAAUUUAAUUUAAAGUGUUUGUGUCCAAUUUUGUAUUUGCGCAGUUGACUAGUGAGUUAAAAAAAAAAAUAAACCCUGUAUCGCAUUAAUUUAUUUUUACUGUUUCAGUAAGAAUGCAGACCUAAGAAGGACAUAUAUUUAAUUAAAGACGGCAUAACUUUAUACUUGAUAAACCGUGAUAAAUACAUGUCUUAAUUUUGAGAGAAGAAAAGGUGCCAUCAAUUGUUAUUGAAGAUAAGGUGCAUGUUUAAUACAAAAAUAGUUGCUAAAAAUAGCUAACAUAGCUAACAAUUAUUGUCCCUGUACUUAACGCCUGUCAAUGCAGCAUCAGAAAAUUGUUUUUACUGUCAGAAGUUUUUUAUACUGUAGAUGUUUGACAAAAAGAGAAAAAGCAGCAGAAAUACCUAAUUUGCAUAUGCUUAACACUAACAAACAUAAUUAAUUCACAGUAAAACAUUUUAGAGUAGUUAGAAAGUUUACAGAAAUAUACUGUAUCCACUGCAUCCAGAAAGUAAGUUCACAGCGCUUCACGUUUUCCACAUUUUAUGUUACAGCCUUGUUCUAAAAAUGGAAUUAAUGAUUUUGUCUUCAAAAUUCUACACACAAUACCCCAUAAUGACAAUGUUUUUUUUAAAAUAUGUACAUUUAUUAAAAAUAAAGUCAUAUGUACAUAAGUAUUUACAGCCUUUGCUUAGUACUUUAUUGAUGCACCUUUGGCAGAAAUUACAGCCUCAAGUCAUUUUUAAUACGAUGCCACAUGCUUGGCACACCUAUUUUGGGCAGUUUGGCACAUUCCUCUUUACAGCACCUGUCAAGCUCCAUCAGGUUGGAUAGGAAGCAUUGUUUUUCAUCCAGGAUGUCUCUGUCCAUUGCUGCAUUCAUCUUAGUCUAUAACCCGAUGGUCACUCUGUCAGAGCUACAGCAUUGUUUUGUGGAGAGAAGAGAACCUUCCAGAAGGACAACCCUCUCUGAAGACCUGUAUAUUAUAGUGGCCAGACGGAAGACAUUUUUUUGUAAAAGGUUUGCCUAAAUGCACCAGAAAGACUCAGACCAUGAGAAACAAAAUGUUUUGGUCUGAUGAGACUAAGAUUGAAUUCUUUGGUGUGAAUGGUAUGCGUCCUGUUUGGCGGAAACCAAGCACCGCUCAUCACCAGGCAAAUGGGGUAUUGU
Nerophis lumbriciformis (worm pipefish) is the source of this 2893-nucleotide messenger RNA. It is a transcript of the gene ccdc36, whose product is annotated as coiled-coil domain containing 36. Gene Ontology annotation, cellular component: condensed nuclear chromosome. NCBI's taxonomy places the organism in Eukaryota, Metazoa, Chordata, Actinopteri, Syngnathiformes, Syngnathidae. Gene Ontology annotation, biological process: meiotic DNA double-strand break formation; homologous chromosome pairing at meiosis; DNA recombination. The record is from RefSeq and is a predicted model, not a curated record.